GGUCUUCUCCAGUCCUUCCUUCUUCUUGUGCACGUGGUGUCUGCUUUGCUGUCCCCGCUCGCCCCGGACCCCGCCGCGUGCACCCAUGGCGCCCGGCCAGCUCGCCUUGUUUAGUGUGUCUGACAAAACCGGCCUUGUGGAAUUUGCCAGAAACCUAACAUCUGUUGGUUUGAAUCUGAUCGCUUCUGGAGGGACUGCAAAAGCUCUCAGGGAUGCCGGUCUGGCCGUCAGAGACGUCUCUGAGCUGACAGGGUUUCCUGAAAUGUUAGGGGGGCGUGUGAAAACCUUACAUCCUGCAGUGCAUGCUGGAAUCUUGGCUCGUAACAUCCCAGAAGAUAAUGCUGACAUGGCCAGACUUGAUUUCAGUCUUAUAAGAGUUGUUGUUUGCAAUCUGUAUCCCUUUGUGAAGACAGUGGCUUCUCCAGAUGUAACUGUUGAAGAGGCUGUCGAGCAAAUUGAUAUUGGCGGAGUCACCCUGCUGAGAGCAGCAGCGAAAAACCACGCUCGAGUGACCGUAGUGUGUGAACCAGAGGACUACACCGCUGUGUCCGCAGAGAUGCAGAGCUCCAACAGUAAAGACACCUCCUUGGAGACCAGACGCCAGUUGGCCUUGAAGGCUUUUACUCACACGGCACAGUAUGAUGAAGCCAUUUCUGAUUACUUCAGGAAACAGUAUAGCAAAGGAGUAUCUCAGAUGCCCUUGAGGUACGGAAUGAACCCUCAUCAAACUCCAGCCCAGUUAUACACACUCCAGCCCAAGCUCCCCAUCACAGUUCUAAAUGGAGCCCCUGGGUUUAUUAACUUGUGCGAUGCUUUGAAUGCCUGGCAGCUGGUGAAGGAGCUCAGAGAAGCCCUAGGCAUUCCAGCUGCUGCCUCUUUCAAGCACGUCAGCCCAGCAGGUGCUGCUGUUGGAAUUCCACUUAGUGAGGAUGAGGCCAAGGUCUGCAUGGUCUACGACAUGUACAAAACCCUCACGCCCAUAUCAACGGCAUAUGCUCGAGCGAGAGGAGCAGAUAGGAUGUCUUCAUUUGGUGACUUUAUCGCAUUAUCUGAUAUAUGUGAUGUUCCUACUGCCAAAAUUAUCUCCAGAGAGGUAUCUGAUGGUAUUGUUGCCCCAGGAUAUGAAGAAGAAGCUUUGAAAAUACUUUCUAAAAAGAAAAAUGGGAACUACUGUGUUCUUCAGAUGGACCAGUCUUACAGUCCGGAUGAAAACGAAGUUCGAACUCUCUUUGGUCUUCGUUUAAGCCAAAAGAGAAAUAAUGGUGUUGUCGACAGGUCAUUAUUUAGCAAUGUUGUUACCAAGAACAAAGAUUUGCCGGAACCUGCGCUCAGAGACCUCAUCGUGGCCACCGUCGCCGUGAAGUACACGCAGUCUAACUCCGUGUGCUACGCCAAGAAUGGCCAGGUUAUUGGCAUUGGAGCAGGACAACAGUCUCGGAUCCACUGCACACGCCUUGCAGGAGACAAGGCAAACGUUUGGUGGCUUAGACAUCAUCCACGGGUGCUCUCAAUGAAGUUCAAAACCGGGGUGAAGCGAGCAGAAAUCUCCAAUGCCAUCGAUCAGUAUGUUACCGGGACCAUCGGCGAGGGUGAUGAUUUAGUCAAGUGGAAGGCGCUAUUCGAGGAAGCCCCUGAAUUGCUGACGGAGGCAGAGAAGAAGGAGUGGGUUGACAAACUUUGUGAUGUGUCUCUCAGCUCUGAUGCCUUCUUCCCUUUCAGGGACAAUGUAGACAGAGCCAAAAGGAGUGGCGUGGCGUAUGUCGCUGCGCCGUCUGGCUCUGCUGCCGACAGCGUGGUGAUUGAGGCCUGUGAGGAACUGGGGAUCAUCCUCGCUCACACGAGUCUUCGGCUGUUUCAUCACUGAGUUCACCACACACUGCUCUGAGGUUUGCUUAUAUGUGGCUGAAGAAUCAUGUGGGAAAUUUUGAAAUAAUCAAUACUUUUCAAAU
Messenger RNA from Pteronotus mesoamericanus, 1949 nucleotides. It is a transcript of the gene ATIC, whose product is annotated as 5-aminoimidazole-4-carboxamide ribonucleotide formyltransferase/IMP cyclohydrolase. The record is from RefSeq and is a predicted model, not a curated record. Gene Ontology annotation, cellular component: cytosol. NCBI's taxonomy places the organism in Eukaryota, Metazoa, Chordata, Mammalia, Chiroptera, Mormoopidae. Gene Ontology annotation, molecular function: IMP cyclohydrolase activity; phosphoribosylaminoimidazolecarboxamide formyltransferase activity. The transcript has 16 exons. The coding region runs from base 86 to 1864 and encodes 592 amino acids. Gene Ontology annotation, biological process: 'de novo' IMP biosynthetic process.